ACUUCCGCUUCCGAAUGUCUAAUGUCUGAAUAUCAAGCUAACUUCACCGUGGUCGCACACACUAAACAAUUUACAUCCGGUUAGAUUAACCGUGCUUUCAGCACUCUUUAAGUGAUAUUUUAAACGCUUUAGUAAAAUUCUUAAUGGGUCUUUUUCCCUAGUAGUGAUCAAACUCUAGAAACAAUACUUCAUGUUAUUGAACAUGUAACUUUCAUUUUUUACGCGAAUUCUCGCGCGAUUGAUAGAAAAUGGCUUCCGACAAAGACGCAACAAUGCCUAGGAUAAGGAGGGAAAUUAACAGCCCACCUUCCAAAAUGUCUGAGCUGAGGAUUGUUCUGUUUGGAAAGAGUCUCAAAAACACCAGCAUGGUAGGAAAUUUUAUACUGGGAACAUCUGCAUUUCAGACUGGAGAUCCUCCAGAUUCAGUCAAGCAACACAGUAAGAGUGGACAUGUGGAAGGAACGUACAUCACCAUCAUCAAUGCAGCUCAUUUAUUUAACUCACAACCAAAACCUGAGGAACUUAAAGAGUGUGAAGAUCUUUGUGCUCCAGGACCUCAUGCAUUUUUACUUGUGAUAGAGCCUGACGACUUCACAGAGGAAGACAACCACCAACUGGAAUUCUUUCUUAACUGCUUCAGUAAACAAGCACUAAAGUAUGCCUUUGUGAUUGGUAUAACACAGGAUUCUGGGGUACGGUCAAAUGCUUUUGAAAAGUUAAUAGUGGAAUGUGGUCACAGGUAUUGUAAAUAUAAGCAACUACAGAAAAAUAAGAAAUCACGUUGUCAGCUUUUUGAAGAAAUCAGAAGCAUGGUCAAAAAGAAUGGAGGAGAGUUUCUUAUUUGUGAGAGUUUUAAAGACGUGUGUGAUGAAAACCUUGAAAGAGAGGCUGAGAGGACAACACCAGAUCUUUCUGAUGACACAAAGCAAAAAUCAUCUUCAGUGGGAAAUGUCUUGGGUAAAAUUGAUGCAGUAAUGACUAGGAAGAGAAAACAAAGUAAGAGCCCACCUCCCAAAAUGUCUGAGCUGAGGAUUAUUCUGUUGGGGAAGAGUCUCCAAAAUACCAGCAUGGUAGGAAAUGUUAUACUGGGAAGAGCUGUAUUUCAGACUGAAGAUCCUCCAGAUUCAGUCAAGCAGCACAGUGAGAGAGCCAGUGGACAUGUAAAAGGAACGUACAUCACCAUCAUCAAUGCAGCUAAUUUAUUUAACUCGCCACUAAAACCUGAGGAUCUGAAAGAGUGUGUAUAUCUUUGUGCUCCAGGACCUCAUGCAUUUUUACUUGUGAUACAGCCUCACGACUUCACAGAGGAAGACAACCACCAACUGGGAUCAUUACUAAAAUGCUUCAGUAAACAAGCGCUAAACUAUGCCUCUGUGAUUGGUAUAACACAGGAUUCUAAAGUGGCCAAAUCUGGAGGACAGUCAGAAGCUUCUCAAAGGUUAAUAGAGGAAUGUGGUCAGAGGUAUUGUGUAUAUAAGCAAAUAGAGAAAAAUAAGAAAUCACAUUGUCAGCUUUUUGAUGACAUCAGCAGUGUGGUCAAAGAAAAUGAAGGAAAGUUUCUCAUAUGUGAAAGUUUUAAGGAUGUGCAUGAUGAAAACCUUGAGACAGUGGGAGAGCGAACAAGACCAGAUCUUUCUGAUGACACAAAGGAGAAAUCAUCUUUUAUGGGAAAUGUCUUGGGUAAACUUGUGCCAAGAAGUGAUUCCUCAUUGCCAGAGCUGAACUUGGUGUUGUGUGGAAGUGAUGAAGCACUGAAGACCUCCAUAUCAGAUCUCAUAUUGAGCCUGAGAAAGGUGAAGACUGGAGAAGUCUGUGGACACCGUCUCAGGCUGGAGGUGAUGCCAGCUCUCUACAACACUCAGCUCUCAGACAAGGAAGUGAUGAACAAGAUUCUCCACUGUUUCUCUCUUGAUAAUCCUGUCCACGCUUUUCUUUUCAUCGUUCCUGUUGGUCCUCUCACAGAUGAUGAGAAAGGAGAAAUCGAGAUGAUUCAGAGAACAUUUGGUUCAAGUGUCUGUGAUCACAGUGUAGUUCUUUUUACCAACAAGAACUUUAAUGAAGCUGCUGCAAUUAACUUUGUAGAACAAAGUUCGGAAAUGGAAGAACUUCGAUGCCUGUGUGGGGACAGAUAUAUGAUCUUGAAGAAAAGAAAAAAAAAUAGACAGAAGCAGGUGGCAGAACUGUUAGAACAAGUAACAAAUAUGAAGAAGAUUUAUUCUCUCCAAAUGUAUAUUGAGGCACAGAAAGAUGGAGCAAGACAGCCACUAGAGGAGGAACUGGCUAAAAUGAAAAACAGAAUCAGGCAACAACAGGGAACAUGUGCUGAGGGUGAAAACUCUGACUCCAAUUGUUUGAGAUUAUUUCUGAUUGGGAAAAUAGGAAAUGGGAAGAGUGCAACAGGAAACACCAUUCUAGGAAGAGAAGAAUUUGAGAGUGACCUCUGCAUGAAUUCUAUGACAAAAAUGUGUCAGAAGGGCAUUGGAGAAGUGCAGGGCAGAUCAGUAGCUGUUGUGGACACUCCAGGACUCUUUGACACCACACUCUCAAAUGAAGAGGUAGCAGAAGAAAUUGGGAAGUGUGUCUCAAUGCUGGCACCAGGACCCCAUGCCUUCAUCAUUGUGCUGAGUGUGGGAAGGUUUACUGAGGAUGACAAAGUAACACUGAAUCUGAUUAAGAAGAUGUUUGGUCCUGAGGCUGCAAAGUACAGUAUAGUGCUGUUUACUGGAGGAGAUAAACUGAAAAAUAAAACACUUGAAGAGUAUCUCAAAACUGGUAAUAGUCCAUAUGUGAACAAGUUAAUCAAAGACUGUGGUGGAAGAGUUCAUUUGUUUAAUAACUGUACAGAAGAUACCACUCAAGUUAACAAGCUUCUCCAAAUGAUUGAAGAAAUGAUAAAUUUCAACAGAGACAAUUACUUUACUAAUGAGAUGUUUGAGAUGGCAGAGAUGUCGAUACAACAGAAACAAAAGCAGAUACUGAAAGAGAUUGAGGAUAAAAUGCAAGCUGAAAAAGAGGCUCUGAAGGUCAGAUAUGAAGAAGAACUGGAACAGGUGAGGAAGAAUAUGGAUAAAGAGAGAGAGAUGUUGGAAGAGGAAAGAUGUAAAAGAGAAAACAUAUUUAAAGAGAAGGAAGAAGCACUGAGGCAAGAAUAUGAGAAGAGAGAAGAAGAACAGAAAGAGAAAUGGAAAAAAGAGAACCAAAGAAGAGAAGAAGAGGAAAAACGACAGACUGAAGAAAAUAAACGCAGGAUGGAUGAGAUGAAGAAAGAACUAGAAACUCAAAAAGCUAAAUUUUUCCAACAGCAAACUGAAAGAGAAGAGGAGGACAGAAAAAGGGCAGAGAAAGAGAGAGAGAUUAAAGAACACUUUGAGCAAAAACAAAAGGAAGCACUUACACAACUAAAACUCAAACAGGAAGAAGAGGUCAGAAGGAGAGAUGAGGAAGAGCAAAAGAGAAGAAAAGAACAGGAAGAAGAGAGAGAAAAAUGGAAGAGAAAAAUGAAGGAGGCAGAAAAUGAUAAAAAAGAAAUUAAGGAAGAUAUUGAAAGGGAACUGAGAGAACGGGAGAUGCAAUGGAAAGAGCAGAUGAGAGAGAGGGAUGAUGAAGACAAGAGAACUAAAGAGAGACACGCUGAAGAACUGAGAGCACAAGAGGAAAAUCAGGAGCAAAUGAGGAAAGAAUUUGAAAGGGAAAGAGAACGAGAGAGAAAUGAGUGGCAAGAGACAACAAAGAGGAAACAAGAUCAAUUAGAGAAAGAGUAUACGGAAAGCAAAAAGAAAAUAACGCAGGAGUAUGAGGAACGGGAAAAAGAGAGGAAAGAAGAUUGGAAUAAAAGAAUCCAAGAGGAAGAUGAAAGAAGAGAAGAAGAGAUACAGAGACUGAAAGAGGAGAUAGAAGCAGAAAGACAAGAGGAGAUAAAAAGGAGAGAGAAAGAAGACAAAGACCGUGAUAAAAUGAAAAAUGACUAUAAGAGGAAAAUGAAAGAAAUGAAGAACAAAUAUCAGGAUGGGGCUAGAAGGAGAGCUGAGGAGAUCAAUGACCUAAAAGAAAAACACAAAAAUCAUAUACAAGAAUUGAUUAACAAACAUGAACAUGAUUAUAAGCUUCUCAAGGAUCUGUAUGAAAGUACCAAUAAAGAAUCAGGUGAAGAAUCUGAUUGGUGCGUUAUCCUGUGAAAGCCUGAUCAUACUUUUUUGACAUUUACAUUCAUGAGACAAAAAAAAUCUACAUUUUACUACUUUUCCUUCUCCUAAUCAUUAUUAAUGUAGAGUUCCUAGUCUUAUUAUUAUGUCUACAUUUGAAGCUGAUGGCAUCUAAUUGUGCUGUAAGUUGACAGGAAGAGGUUUGUUCUCAAGCACAUAUCCAGUUUCAUUGAGAUGCAGUGUAUUCAUGUUUAAUGUUCUUGGUUGCUUCAUUUAUUAAGCUUACACAAUACAAAAUCGUGUUUAGUGUGUUUAACACGCUACACAAAUUACACAUACAAGUCACUGUAGAUUUUAUUUUAUUUUAAACGUCUGAAGCAUGUAAUACACAAAUGCUUUAAACAAAAUGGGUGUGGAGUUUAAAAAAAGAUGUGGGGCUCUUCACAGUCUGUGCAGAUUUAUUUUGUUGUUAGACUAAAGAGUAAUACACUCAGUGUUCUUUUUCAAGAAAAAGAAAGACUUUUCAGAGAUAUGCUGGGCUAAACAUUUAGUUCUGUUUCACCCUUUUCUUCUUCUUGCCCUUUACAAGUUGGAACUGUUAGCCAACACUGCUUUGCCUGCAGCUUACAGAACAAGAAGUAUGACACAAACGGCCUUUGUUGUACUGAAGGGAAGACUAUUCCUCCUGCUGUUAUCAUAAUGAUUUCUCUGUUCCUGGUCUGAUCUUCAGAGAAUCUGAAUGGUUCCAGAACAAUAACUUAAAAGGAAAACUGGAGAAAUAAUAUACAUCAAGAUGGAUGGAUUCUUAGCUACACCCUGAAAAAGAGAAAAAGAAGAACAUGAACACUGAUGUUGUUGAGACUUCAGAAAGGGGAAGGAGGUUAUUUGGUGGGUUGGUUCCGUGUGAUGAUACAAUAGCAACUGAACACUUUGUGAUAUGAGGAGGUGGUCUUAGACAUCUUGUUCUGUGACACUGAGAAUCCAAUCUGAAUAUGACCGUGGGAUGAGUGGAUGUAAUAGAUAUAAAGGGAUGGGGUUUUGGGGAUUGGAUACAGAGAGAGGAAAGGAGUGGAGGCUUUACUGACUGACAUCUUUGUAAGGUGUGUGUAACGUCUAAGAUUUUGAGUAUGUUACGGGGAUCAUGUAUGUUUUGUAUUAAUCAUAUUUUACAUUUAGAAAUUUGGUAAUACUUCAACGUAUAAUUAACACUCUUCAUAUUAUGCCUGUUACCCAGACACUGGUACAUUACUAUAAUUAUAUUAACUAUCAUAUUAUUCCAUUGAUAUGUGUUAGUCAUGUGCCACAGAAACCUUGUAAAUGUAAAUGUAUUAAUGAAUAUUAAUAAAUAUUCAUUGUAGUAAUACUGAAAGUUAUUUAUGUUUAUCUUGAUGUUCUGCAUUGUGCUCUUUGAGGGCUUUCCAGCCUAAAGUUAUGGGAGUGCUAUGAACGUUGUUCUGAUAUAUUUUCAUUCUGUUAUUAUUUUUCAUGAAUCUGUAUUGUAAUGUUGUUUGAUUACAGGAAGCGGAUAUGUGAUUAAUGAGAGAAUCAUCAAUCAGAAGCUCAAAUUAUGUCAAUAAGAAAUCUAUUAAAUGAAAUGUUUUUGUUGACUUAACUAACUUGAUGUUUAUAUCGCUGGAUAUGUAUUCACUAUUUCUUUUAAAUAAAUCA
Hemibagrus wyckioides is the source of this 5810-nucleotide messenger RNA. RefSeq names its product GTPase IMAP family member 8-like. The record is from RefSeq and is a predicted model, not a curated record. Lineage: Eukaryota; Metazoa; Chordata; Actinopteri; Siluriformes; Bagridae. The transcript is spliced from 7 exons. Gene Ontology annotation, molecular function: GTP binding. The coding region runs from base 249 to 4175 and encodes 1308 amino acids.